GGCGGCGGGGCGGCGCUGAGCGGGGCCGGGCAUGGCGGAGCUGGCGGCGGCCGAGGGCCCCCCCCGGGGCCGCACCCCCAGCCCCGGCCCCGCUCCGGUUGCCGGGGGGGUCCCGGGACCGCCCAGCCCCCGUUCGGCCGCUCCGGGGGUUUCGGGAACGGGCCCGGCCGCCUCCAAGUGGGUGCGGCUGAACGUGGGCGGCACGUACUUCGUCAGCACCCGGCAGACGCUGUGCAGGGAGCCCAAAUCCUUCCUCUGCCGCCUCUGCUGCCAGGACGGGCCCGAGCUGGGCUCCGACAAGGAUGAGACAGGCGCGUAUCUCAUCGAUAGAGACCCCACCUAUUUUGGCCCAAUACUGAACUACCUCCGCCACGGGAAGCUUAUCAUAAACAAGGAGCUCGCAGAAGAAGGGGUCCUGGAAGAAGCCGAGUUCUACAAUAUCGCAUCUCUCGUGCGACUGGUGAAGGAGCGGAUACGGGAUAACGAGAACAGAACCUCUCAAGGACCUGUGAAGCACGUGUACAGAGUCCUGCAGUGCCAAGAGGAGGAGCUCACACAGAUGGUGUCCACGAUGUCUGAUGGGUGGAAAUUUGAACAGCUAAUCAGCAUUGGAUCUUCCUAUAACUACGGAAACGAAGACCAGGCAGAAUUCCUCUGUGUCGUGUCCAGGGAACUCAACAAUUCCACCAACGGCAUUGUCAAAGAGCCCAGUGAGAAGGCAAAGAUUCUUCAAGAGCGAGGAUCCCGGAUGUAAUUCAAGUGUCUACUCCUCUAAAAAUCCCAGAUGUCAAAAGGGCAAUCUAGCUGGGCAGAGCAUCUCUCCGCAGUGCAACCUUGCCCCUGUACAGUAACCAAGCUAACACAAAGCCGAGCCUGUCCUGCCAAUGGCGAGUACUUCUGGUCAGAACCAAAGGCUUCCCUCCUUCUCUGGAAACCAAGAAAAGAAGAGACUCUUCCAGUUGGAUAGUCCUUUCUACAAGUAUCCAUUUUAUUUUCUUGGCCAGCGCUGUAUUGAAUUUUUCCAACAAUGGCUGGGCUGGAUUCCCAGAUGGAGCCUUUGCAAAGGUUGCUCAGGUCCCCAGGCCCUCGUAGUCAGUCCCACCUUGCGCAGGCUGCCACGGGUGGGAGGAUCUGUUUGAGCUGUGCCAUUUCUUGCACCCAGGUCUACCACCACCAGAAAAGUGCAAGGACCUUGCAACGCUCCCCCUCCUGAUCAGCCACCCCCCACACACAGAUCAGAACAGGGUUUUAAAAGGAGGAACAAAGCAACCAAUUGUAAAAAGAAAAACACUUUUUUCAUUCUUGCUUUGUAUUUGUUCCUUGUUCCAUUCCUAAGAGCUGAGUUUAGAUACUAAGGGGAGGGGAGUUGUGUGUACAUCCAACGUGGGUCAUGCUGUUAAUGCUAUUACGUAUGGGCUCCUGGCAUUUUCCAAAGCCCGUUGCUUCUCAUGCAUAAAAAGAGACCCGUGUUCACCCAGAGUGGUGGUAGAAUAAUAGUUCUGUCCUGUACGCUUCUCUGUUGAAGAAGAGUGGCAACAUCUUUUCCCCUUUGCUACCUUGCCAUGACCAUAUCUUAGCCUGGUACAAAGUCACAAGUUUAGGGACUUGUUGCUGCCAAGUUCAGCUUUGCCUUGUUUGUCUCCAGCAGCAUGAGCUCCACUGCCUUCCUUCUCACCAGAGUACUUAGGGCAGAAUUUCUUUUGUACUGUAGCAAGCAGGUAGGUUUGUUUUCACCCACGAGAUUCUUUGCGGAAGAGAUCCCCUAUUUACACCCAAUGAUUUAUCUGCGGCCCCCUCGUGUAUCCACCUUCAAGAGACCACCUCAAAUUACAGAGGGGCAUCACAGAGCUGGGGAGGGGUGGUGGUGGUGAAAAGUUGCCAAACUGUUGUAAUGUUUCUUGUCCAAAGUGGCGUAUCGACUUCUGUGACUUUUUUUUUUUUGGAAUGCCUUGGAUGGAUGUGCAAAAUGUUUGUUUGUGCCUCUGGAAUCUAAUCUUAGCCAAACUGCAGUCACUGCUUCUCCUCUGUUAACCUGUGCCAUCCCUAACCAAGGGCAUGUCCCUCCUUGUCUGGUAAAUGGAAUUUCUUAGGAAUUCACUGCUGCAUGUUUUUCUCCUUUCAUCCUGGCUUUGUUCUUUGUAGCCUAAGUGUCCUGGUAUUUGGGUCUUUUGAGUCAAGUCCCAAACUGACAGUAAACGCAAAGCUUCAGAGAUGCUGGAAUUCACAGACAUUGCUCAGAGCAGGUGAUUCUCAGUAAAGUAUCAGAAAAUUCCUCACCUGGACUGAGGAGCCGGGCUUCUUCCUGGAGGAAUUCAGCUACCUGUGGUCUCCUUGAAGUGUUAAGAUAGAAACAGGCGUUUCCCACCUGAUCACUUACUGCUGGCAGGGCUACCCUCAAGGGUAGCAGAACAUUACUAAAGGCCUGACAGCCAGUUCAGCAGCAAAGGCACUGAGCAACACUGCUGCACUUGGCCUCUUUUCAGUCCUUCUGUAUGUACACUGACCUGGCCUUUCCCAUCCUUCUUUGCCAAUAUACCUCCUCCUCUGGAGGUUCUGCCUCCUUCUCAAGAGUGACUGGUCAAUUAUCUGUGCUAGUUUAAUCCUGGUAGCAAGAGACCAUGCCAAAUGUCUUUGAAUUCACAUCGUGUCAGUUACAGGCUGUUGAAACGCAGCUGGCUUGCCAUCAUGCUGAGAAGCCAGCUCUCCUUCUCUCCAUCUUCCCUGUUUCUAAUGUAUUGAGAUGAUAUUGGUGUGAUUAGACCACACGCCUUGGCUGGGCCUAAAUAACACUGUGAUGUGUAUAGAUAUCUCUCCUCUGUCAGUAUCUCGUAGCCUCAGUCAUUGUCCAUCUGUGCUCACAGCUGAGAAAUCCAGAAGUGCAUGUAUGCAAGUUAACAGCCUAAAAAGCCCUCUGACUCUCACAUUCAUCUGUCUUCUCUCCCUUCCUUGGAGGAGGGAGUCUCCAGGAACUGGUCAAGAAAUAGCAAACUAAAGGCAACAGGAACUGCUUGAGCCGCAUUUGUCACAUCAGUGCCAGCUGAGCACCUUCCUGUUCAAACCGUGGAGCUCACAGCAACGCUAGCGAUCGUGUGAAGGGAGACGUUCUGUCCAGUACAGCUCAAGUAGAUAAAAUACCUCGUUGCUUCUUUUGUAUCUCCAAAAGCACCAUACGUGUUGAAGCCCACCAGAAGACUGCCUGAUGCAAGAGCGAUACCAUCACUCUCCCCACCGAGCCAGAGAGAGCCUAAGAACUACCACUACCAGUUGAGUGGAAUGGUUGUUUAACCGAUACACAGGACAGACUAUCAGCGUUGCAUCUUGGUUCUCCAGGGGAAGAUUGAAGUCCCCUUGGCUUCAAUUGCGUGGUCUUUCAGUGCAACAAAAAGAGUUAACAGUAGGAAAAUGAUCUGGUUGUUACUGGACACUCAACUUCUUGUGCGAUAUUUAGGACCAGGCAUGAAAUCCAUCCCAGAAGGUCCAUUCCCAGUGGAGGAUUUCUUUGCUGACUGUGCUAAGUCACCUUUGCCCUGAGACCAGGGGCUGGUCUCAGCAUUAUGCACAAGUUGCAUCCCUUCUGUGCUCAAGACAGGGCUUCUCCUUCUGUUGCCUUUCACUCAGUCACAACUAUAUAAAAACCAUCACUGAAUUAAGAAUAAAUUUGUCCCAUUCACUCUUAAAAAAAAAAAGAAAUAGCAUGUUGUGAGUAGGGUGAGUGAGCAAGGGUAGAGCUACUGGAUAUCCAAGAGUGCUUGCAUCUCUUGGGAAGGUUCACUUGAGAGCAUUAAUCCUAGGAACAGAGAGCAUGACCUUUUGAUUUUUUUUUUUUUUUACACUUUCCCAGUGGCCUAAAUUGUUCCAUUAUGGCAAGACUGGAAAUAACCUCUUGAAGUGUCUUUGUUUCUGCACAUUUUUAAAAAUAGAUUUUCUCAGGGGUGACUGAGUGGGCUGAGGCCAAGGGGGCACGGUUCGCUGCAGGGUGACGGGACUGAGCAGCUCCCCAGUCCUGCAGCUGGGCCGUGGGCUCCUCCCCUCAGGUUUGCCUGCAAACCCGGAGGUUUUGUACAGUUUGUCACGUGUCAGUGCCCUUUGCUACUGUUUCUCUUUGUUUAUUAAAUGUGUUUGAAUAACACU
Anas platyrhynchos (mallard) is the source of this 4131-nucleotide messenger RNA. It is a transcript of the gene KCTD2, whose product is annotated as potassium channel tetramerization domain containing 2. Gene Ontology annotation, biological process: proteasome-mediated ubiquitin-dependent protein catabolic process; protein homooligomerization. Gene Ontology annotation, molecular function: cullin family protein binding. NCBI's taxonomy places the organism in Eukaryota, Metazoa, Chordata, Aves, Anseriformes, Anatidae. The record is from RefSeq and is a predicted model, not a curated record. Gene Ontology annotation, cellular component: cytoplasm; Cul3-RING ubiquitin ligase complex.